ACCGUGAAGGGAUGUAGAAAACCGAACCGUCUGCACAGUCUGAACCGAAUCUGAAAUCUUUUUUAAUUUCUUUUCUUUUUCAUGUCGUUAGUUGGAAACUUUAAAAUGCCUUCAAAAUCAGAAGAUAUAGUCGGCGAAACAUGGGAUUACUGCCUGGCAGAUUCUCUCAUCAAAUUUGGUUCUGGGCUAGCUGUAGGCUCUGUUUUGUCAUUAGUAAUGUUUAAAAGAAAGAAAUGGCCUAUCAUAUUUGGAGCUGGUGCAGGUUUUGGAAUGGGAUUAGCAAAUUGUCAGCAUGCAUUUCGUGACCCUCAUUUAAUGAAGAUGCAAAGUUAUAAGCUAAAACAGAAGGAAGCACACAGUGAAAAACAGUCUUAAAUUGUUAUUGUGUAGUUUUAACAAUUAAAUGUAUAGGUAUAUGAAUUGUAAUAAAUUAUGUGUGUAUGUUUCGGCUUGUUGUUUUGUCUUUUGAAAAUGCCUUUAUUAAAAUAAUUAUGAAAAUGAA
This is a messenger RNA of Argiope bruennichi, 502 nucleotides long. Its product is annotated as MICOS complex subunit Mic10-like. Bases 82 to 375 code for a protein of 97 amino acids. The transcript has 4 exons. The record is from RefSeq and is a predicted model, not a curated record. Gene Ontology annotation, cellular component: mitochondrion; mitochondrial inner membrane; MICOS complex. Lineage: Eukaryota; Metazoa; Arthropoda; Arachnida; Araneae; Araneidae.